UCUGAUUUCAGAGUCUGCUCGGCAAUCCCAGGGCGCUGACGUGGCAGGGCAGUGGGAGGAGGUGGAGGGAGCGUGGGUGCUGCGCCCGCCAGCCCCUCUGCAGGCGACAGCGGUGGUACACUUCAUUGGGGGAGCGUUUGUUGGCGCGUCUCCUCAACUCACCUACCGCCUCUUCCUCACCACGCUGGCACAGAGGGGUCUGAUGGUGGUGGCAACGCCGUACGCGAGUGGCUUUGACCAUCUGAGGAUCGCAGACGAGGCGCAGUUCAGAUUCGACCGCUGCAUGCGUUCCCUCUCGCUUAAAGCCCAGCCGCCCAACGAUCCCAUGGACCUGCCAGUGUACGGCGUGGGGCACUCCAUGGGCGCCCUCGUGCAUCUCCUCAUUGGUGCUCGCUACGCCGUGGAGAGAGCUGGAAACGUCUUUCUCUCCUUCAACAACAAGGAGGCCAGUGCGGCCAUACCACUGUUCUCGCCGGUCAUCAUGCCCAUGGCGCAGAGUCUCGGCCCCAUCCUCACGCAGCUGCUCAACAACCCCACCCUCAAACUCGGGGCUGACGUGGCAGUGAAGCAGCUGAGGGAUCUCAACGCACCAAUGGUGGCACAGCUGCUGCCGCUGCUGGAGCAGCUGCCACCGCUGUACCGCGACCUCUCUGAUGGCCGUGAUCAGUUCACACCUGCUCCAGCUGAGACCCGCCGCCUGGCCCAGACGUACUACGGGGUGCGGCGCAACCUGCUGGUGCGAUUCAAGGAUGACACCAUCGACGAGACCGCUGACCUGGCGGACACGCUGGCAGCGGGCAGCGCUGUGUCUGCGUGCCUUGACCUCGCCAUGCGCACGCUGCCAGGCGACCACGUGCGGCCACUGCGCCAGGUGGUUCCUGAGAUUCCUCAGACUGUUGCUGACGUGGUCUCGCGAGGCAGCUCCCUGCUUGCCUCCAUGACAGCUGGCACACCGCUUGCUGACCUGGCGCGAGGCGUCAGCGACACGCUGACGGGGGCAGUGGGGCUGGGCGGGGAGGGGGAGGGUGGCGCAGGGGGCAUGGGAGGGGGGAUGGGGCGGAUGCAGCGGGACGUGCGGGAGGAUAUGGAGCAGCUGGUGGAUGAGCUGACACCCUUCUUGGCGGCCGCACCUGUGCCGUUCGAUCAAUGGGUCGGCAGUUUCGACGCUGACGUGUCCGCGUCGCUCCCGAAGGCAGGAAUAGACAUCGUGGAGACUGUACGCGAUAGAGGCAUCUCCAAGGCUGUGGAUGUGCCUUAUUUUGACCUGCCCGAGCGGGUGAUCAGGUCAGCUACUGAUUGGCUGGCGACGCAGGGCAGCAAAGACCUGGCAGCAGUGGCAGCUUUGCUCAUCCACGUGGCACUGCAUGAUAGGCCGCCCAGCGACCACGUGACCAUCUCCAAGGACGCGGCUCUCUCGCUGCUCGCCAUUCUCCUCCGCGUGCGACCCGCCACUCUCCAGCAAGUGCCUGACGCGCUGCUGCCGCCCAUAAAGGACAAACAAAGGCCGUCCAGUGCCCAGCAGCUGCCCACCAAGGAUGGUGCUUCAGCAGGCUCCCAAGUGGCAGAGGGGGAUAGGCUGGCGAUCCUUGCAUGGAUAUACGGGCAGGCAGCACGGGCGGACAGGGUGGCGGGCAUGUCGCUCUUCAUCCACUGCCUGCUGCCGCCUGCCAUCCACCCCACCGCCUCCCCCGCCAGCACGCACCUCGCCCUCACCUUCCUCGAGGAGGUGGUGUUGGAGAAUCGCAGGAAGGCCUAUGCGGAGCUGCACAGGGGUGCCGUGAGGGGCGGGCUGCGCCUCGUGCCGCCUGAGGCGCUGCAGUCGUUCCUGCUCGCCGCCUUCCCUGCCAAGGGCGACUGCACUGAGUUCACUCCCCGUUUCGCCCACGCGUACCUGAUAGUGAAGCAGCUGGCGCUGGUGAAGGGCACCCUCACGGGGGACGCUGGCGACUCUGACGCCGCCUCACAGGCCUCCCUUGCCCGUGCCAAGUCCAGCCAGGAAGCUGCGGAGAAGCUGCUUCCUCUCAUGUUUGACGCUGCACGAGAGGGGUCGGAGGAGGCGAGGGAGGAGGCGGGUGCCAUCAUGGUGUGGUGCCUCAUCGAGAACCCUGCCUGCUACUCCCAAUGGGAGCGGCUGCACAGCGGGGCGGUGGACACGUCGCGGCACAUGCUGGGUGGCAUGGAGCGGCGGUGGGAGGAGCUGAAGCUGCAGCUCGCCCCCUAUGCGCUGCUCAGAGCCUUCCUGCACGCCAUCCGCUGCCAGCACGCGCAAGCUCUGAGAUCUCUCGACCAAUCACAGGUGGAGGAACGGGCCACCAUCCGUCAGACAGACGCCGUGGCUAGGAAGCUUCAGAGAAAGAUCUCUCGGGUGCCUGGGUGUUUAGCCACAGUGGCCACUUUAAUAGCCUCUGCUGCCAUGGUGUACACUUUCUAUUGGCUCAGCCCAGGGAAGAACCCUUGGGGAUGGGAUGGCUAUAUCCUUCUCAGCAAGACGCACAGAUGGUACUGA
Messenger RNA from Closterium sp. NIES-65, 2506 nucleotides. The record is from the annotation of a GenBank genome assembly. Lineage: Eukaryota; Viridiplantae; Streptophyta; Zygnematophyceae; Desmidiales; Closteriaceae.